AUGGCAUCAGAAAUGGCGAAGAGGUCACCUUCCCUUGAAAACUUUUGCAGGCCUCAAUCUGCUAUAAGGCUUCUGGCUUUCAUGGUGUUUCUGGGUUCCAUCUUCAUCUGGAUAGUGAAACCCACCAACACUUUCUAUUUAAACUGGCGCCCCGAGCUCGAAUCACAGACUCGUUCCGCAUAUUUUGGCUCCCAAGGUGCCUAUCUUUUAAUUUUUUGUUUUCCUGUAUUAUUCAUAGCCGUUUUGGGCUGUGUGUAUGUCCACAUAGCCAAAAAAGCCAAUAGCAUCAACCCGGAAAGUAAUGACGCAAAAUAUAAGAACCCUAUAUGGAAGCGUCCGGUGCUGGUCAAGGGACCUCUUGGAAUUGUGUCCGCCAUAGAACUAGUCUUCUUCGUUAUGUUCGUCGCACUCCUUGUCUGGUCUCUUUCUUCUUAUCUGAAAUCUGGCUUCUCCCGAAUCAACAAGCAAUCAGCAGCAAAAUCCGGCCACCAAGUAUGGCAGGAGAAAUUGGAAAGUGCAGCACUGAGGAUUGGACUUGUCGGGAACAUAUGCCUGGCUUUCCUAUUUUUUCCGGUGGCGCGUGGCUCCUCCGUGCUGCCACUGCUUGGACUCACGUCUGAGAGUUGCAUCAAAUACCACAUAUGGAUUGGCCACAUCGUUAUGACUCUCUUCACUCUUCAUGGUGCCUUUUAUGUCAUUUACUGGGCAUCCACCCAUCAAAUCUCUGAGAUGCUGAAGUGGGAUAAGAUUGGGAUAUCCAAUUUUGCAGGAGAGAUAUCUCUGCUUGGUGGCUUGCUGCUGUGGGGUGUGACUGUGCCUCGUAUAAGGAGAAAAGCUUUCGAGGUGUUCUUCUACACUCACUAUCUCUACAUCGUCUUCGUCGUCUUCUUCGUCUUCCAUGUCGGCAUGGUUUAUACAAGUAUUGUUCUACCUGGUCUCUACCUCUUCUUGCUUGAUCGUUACCUCAGAUUUCUGCAAUCACGACGCCAUGCUUGCUUGCUCUCUGCUCGCGUCUUGCCUUGUGACUCUCUGGAACUCAACUUCUCCAAAACCCCUGGGUUGGCUUAUAGUCCAACAAGUAUUAUGUUUAUAAACAUACCAAGUUACCAAAUAUCUCACCUGCAAUGGCAUCCUUUUACUAUUACUUCCAAUAGUAACUUGGAACCAGACAACCUUAGUGUUGUGAUCAAAAGCGAAGGAAGUUGGUCACAGAAGCUAUAUCGAAUGCUGUCGUCUUCUCCAACAGAUCGCCUUCAUGUCUCCGUCGAAGGCCCUUAUGGACCUGCGUCAACUAAUUAUCUCAGAUAUGAAACCCUUGUGAUGGUGAGUGGCGGCAGUGGGAUCACCCCUUUCAUCUCUAUCAUUCGCGAACUAAUAUAUCAGAGCACAACAUCCAAAUGCAAAACCCCAAAAGUUAAACUCAUUUGUUCCUUCAAGAACUCUACAUCUCUCUCAAUGCUCGACCUUAUCCUUCCAUUACCUGGCACCCCCUCUGAACUUUCCAACCUGCAGAUCCAAAUAGAAGCUUUCAUCACAAGAGACACAGGGCCCAAACCAGAUAAUAACCUUAAUCGGCAUCUUCGAGCCAUAUGGUUCAAACCUCAUUCAACUGAUGCACCCAUAUCAGCAGUACUGGGUCCGAGCCACUGGCUCUGGCUUGCUGCUAUAAUCUCAUCCUCUUUCAUUCUGUACCUUAUCAUUAUUGGCAUCAUAAACCGUUGCUACAUUUACCCUAUUGAGCAUAACUCGGACGGGAUAUUCUCGUACCCUUUGAAGUCAUUCUUGAACAUGCUGGUGAUAUGUGCUGCAAUAGGUGUAACUUGUAGUGCAACUUUUCUUUGGAAUAAGAAGCAGAAUGCCAAAGAAGCAACGAAGAUCCAGAACAUGGAAGGGCCAUCACCAACUGUGUCGCCAGCGUCAAUGACGACUUUCAAUGCAGAUAGAGAAAUGGAAAGCCUUCCAUAUCAGUCUCUUGUUCAAGCUACUAAUGUGCACUAUGGUGAAAGACCUGACCUCAAAAGAAUGAUUCUCGAACACAGAGAUGAGUCAAGCGUGGGAGUUCUUGUAUCAGGUCCAAGGAGGAUGAGGCAAGAGGUGGCAGCCAUCUGCUCUCGAGGUUUAGCUGAGAAUCUACACUUCGAGUCAAUUAGCUUUAGCUGGUGA
Molecule: messenger RNA, 2163 nt
Organism: Neltuma alba
Lineage: Eukaryota; Viridiplantae; Streptophyta; Magnoliopsida; Fabales; Fabaceae
Product: ferric reduction oxidase 2-like
Cellular component (GO): plasma membrane
Molecular function (GO): ferric-chelate reductase activity
Source: RefSeq, a predicted model, not a curated record